AUGCGCCCCGUCAGCCUCAUCCCCCUCCUGUCCCUCGCCUCCCAGGCUUGGGCUGCUCCGGCUCCAGCUCCGGCUCCAGCUCCUGGCGACGACGCGGCUACCCAGGACGGAUGGCAGACCGCGCAAUACGACGCCAUCAUCGUCGGUGGCGGACCGGCCGGCCUGGCAGCGCUGAGUGCCUUGGCUCGCGUGAGGAGGAACGUCCUCCUCAUCGACUCGGGCGAGUACCGCAACCAGCCCACGAGACAUAUGCACGACGUGCUCGGCUUUGAUGGCGUCACACCUGCCUACUACCGCUGGGCUGCGCGCGAGCAGCUCUCCUACUAUGACACGGUCUCCUGGACCAACGGCACCGUCUCCGACAUAGAGCCCCGGGAGAACAACACGUACUUCUCUGUCAAAACGGAGGGGUCCUCCACGGCCAUGACCGCGCGGAAGAUUGUCCUCGCAACAGGCCUGCGAGACCUGCUCCCAGACACGCCUGGCAUCAAGGAGAACUGGGGCAGCGGUAUCUUCUGGUGCCCCUGGUGCGAUGGCCACGAGCACAAGGACCAGCAACUCGGCCUGAUUGACGACCUCAACUCGAUUCCCGGCCUAGUCCGCGAAAUGCAGACACUGAACAAGGACAUCGUCGCCUUUGUCAACGGCACAGACUCGCCCGAAACGCGCUUGCUGGCAGACGAGGCGAUGCCCCGCUGGGAAGACUACCUCAAGCUCAAGAAUGUCGCCGUGUACAACCAGACGAUAACCCGGGUGGAGCGUCUUCGGAGUGCCACACCGGGUGACCCGAGUCUGCCCACGUACCCGGAACUUGACCUGUUCCGCGUGCACCUCGAUGACGGCACCACGGUGGAGCGCAGUGCCUUCCUCACAGGCUAUGGCGAUGAGCAACAGUCGGACGUGGGUGAGAAGAUGGGCGUGCGUCUGGAUGGGGGCCGCCUCGCCGCGGAUCCCACCAAGGGUCUGCAGACAAACAUCUUCGGCGUAUACGCCAUUGGCGACGCCAACGCCGACAAUGUGACCAACGUCCCGCACGCCCUAUUUAGUGGAAAGAGGACCGGCGUCUUCCUGCACGUGCAGCUGGAGCGGGAGACGGCCGCGGCCGAGCUGGCGGCUGUUCCCGAGGGCAGCCUUGAUGAGAGGGACUUGGACGGCCAUGAUAUGCAGGCGCUGUGGAACAGGAUGAAUGGCGAGGAGGGCGACAUUCUGUACGUGAGGGAGGCCUUUGAGGAUUCGCUGUGA
Molecule: messenger RNA, 1242 nt
Organism: Emericellopsis cladophorae
Lineage: Eukaryota; Fungi; Ascomycota; Sordariomycetes; Hypocreales; Bionectriaceae
Product: Ferredoxin--NADP reductase-like protein
Exons: 1
Coding region: 1-1242 (413 amino acids)
Molecular function (GO): oxidoreductase activity
Source: RefSeq, a predicted model, not a curated record